UUAACUAGUGAGACAAGAAAAUCUUGAUCUAAUCAUGAAAUAUCAAGAAGUAAUCUUUCAAGGAUAUCACAAUUUGAUUCCUCUCUUCCUCUCACCUUUUACUCACGAGAUCUCCUCCCCAUAUCCUCUAUUUUUACCUUCUUAUAACCCAUACAUAAAAAUCAAUUAUCCAUUCAAGAUCACUCCCAAAUUCAGCCCCUCCCUCACUCAUUUCCCAGCAGAAAACGAGAGCAAGAGAGGAGCUCUUGCCCUCUCGGUUUGGACAGCAAAACAGGAACAGAAAAGGCUGCUGUCCCUCUUCCCUUUUCUCCCUUCAAACCAUCCCCAUCACCACCUUUUUCCUUCAAGUUUGAUCAGGUCCAUAAGCCAAAAUGAUGGCUUAAUCACAACCCCUUUUUCCUUGUUUGUUACUUGACUGAAAUCACCCAAAUACACUCUUUAGUUGCUGAAUUUUCGAGAACCUACACACACAAAUAGUUGCUGAACUCCAGGUACCAAAUAAGCUCCUAAAAACCUUCCUGUUGCUGCCAUUUUUCGAAAUCAUAACAGUCCAUUGAAAGUCAUUUUUGAGUGACAUAGAUCCCAUGACAACCUCUUCCAUGAUGCCUAGAAAGAUGGUGUUCAACUCAUGAUAUAACAAUCCUUUGUGAUAGUAUUAGAACAAAGUCCUCCCAAAGAAUACUUUCGUCACGAGCCUUCGAGAAACCGGGAACAUCUCGACAUCUUUGAACCCGAUAAAGACACGCAACUAAAAUGGAUAAUUUAUGGAGAUAAUUCAUACCACCAGCAGACGAGCCCAUGUUUCAUGUUCUACCGGGAGAUCCCUAUUUCCCCGACUAUGCAUCUGUGUACCAACCCAUUUCUCCAGCUGAACAUGCACCGAUGCAAUUUGAUGAGUUCGAGCCUGAAGAAGAUCCAAAUGAGGAUCCGGAAGAGGAGAUGGAGGAGGAACCUAAGGAUGAUCCCGAAGAAGAUAUGGAUGAAGAUGAGGUAAUAAUAAUAACCGAUUCAGAGUCACCCGCUCCAAUUCCACCUUCUCCCAGCCGCUCUUUCCUUGGAUUUUCGCUCCGCCGUUCAAGAAAAACCGCUAAGAUUUCGGUCCCAAAACCCGUUACUAUAAAAUAUAGCUUGAGGUCCCCUUGCACCAAAAAGACGAUGGAACCACCUGUUUCGGAAAGCAACCAUGAGAACCAAAGGAUGACCGGAAAGCGGACGGCAGGAACAUUUGAAGAAGGACAAACAUCUGGAGCUGCACCUGCUUUUGACAUGGACAUUGACAAAUUGUCCUUCCUACUUGAGCAGAACGUCCGAUUGCACGGACAAAUGUGGCACAUCAGUGAUGAACUAAGCAACAUGCAGGGUCAAUCCAUAAAAACGAAGGAAGAAAUGGCCCGAAUGAAACAACGACAAGAGCAGUAUCAGAUCUUGCAAGACAAUCUCUGUCAAGAGAUGGACUACCGCCAUAAUAGCUGGACUUAUUUCGAUUCAAGAAUGACCAAUGUGGAAACUCAAAGUCAAAUUGCAUUCUCAGUGGCACACGGAGUCGAGGAGAGGCAUGCGUUGCUAGAAGAAAAACACGAAUCACUAGAGGAAAAACAUAAAAUACUAGAAGAAAAAUAUGACGACAUGUCCCGCUCAGUGGACAAAUUUUUUAGUUUUGAUAAAACUAAUUAGUCGAGUUUCCGAGAAACUUGCAGAUUUUGGGUACCAAACUUUUCGGAUAUGUAUUUGGAUAUGUAAGCAUAUGUAAACUUUAUUUGUUUAUUAGUUGGUCUUUGUACCACUAAUCUUAAGUCUUUACAUUUUGAGAAUGGUAAAGACUAUUGUACUCGGAUGUUAAUGUUUAAUAUAAUGAAGCAUAUGUUAUUACGUUUAAA
This is a messenger RNA of Lactuca sativa (garden lettuce), 1877 nucleotides long. RefSeq lists its product as uncharacterized. NCBI's taxonomy places the organism in Eukaryota, Viridiplantae, Streptophyta, Magnoliopsida, Asterales, Asteraceae. The record is from RefSeq and is a predicted model, not a curated record.